AUGAUAGACCCUGUUAUCAGCCAAAGCCCAGAAAUCCCCUUCACUGACUAUUCGCGGUGGCGUUUGCGACUGGGAGAAGGCGGGCGGCACACAUGGCAUUACCUCAAAGCUGAAGAAGAACACGAAGAAUGGCCUCAGACGGACAUUGACCGGUAUUGGCUAGGUCUCCCCCUCGUAAGCUCGAAGAAACUUGUCACAAUCAAACCUGCGGAGGACGCGUUUGAGGCAGCCAGGCGGGGCUUUGAGUUCGUGAAGCACAUUCAAGCGCCCGACGGUCAUCUACCGGGAGAGUACAGCGGGCCAAUGUUCUUGCUUCCUGGCAUGGUCAUUGGUUCAUACGCGUCGGGGCAAUGGUUCGAGGAGGAGGAACGCUUGGAGAUGAUUCGGUACCUGCUCAAUCGCGCUCACCCGGAAGAUGGAGGGUGGGGGAUACAUGUUGAAGGGCCCUCAACCGUGCUGGGAACAGCACUCAAUUAUUGCGCCCUUCGUCUACUCGGUGUUGACAAGGAUCACCCAGCUGCUGUAAAGGCCCGCGACACACUGCAUAAGCUCGGUGGCGCUGUUGCUUCACCGUCCUGGGGAAAGUUCUGGAUGUCUGUACUAAAUGUAUAUGAGUGGGAGGGGAAUAACCCUAUUCCACCUGAAUUAUGGGGAGUUUAUCUUGAGUUACUUCCUGACUGGGUUCCUAUCCACCCUUGGCGCUGGUGGAUACACACUCGCGCAGUAUAUAUCCCAAUGAGCUAUCUCUAUCGCGUUCAGUUUAAAGUUGAAGAGACACCACUCAUUCUGUCGCUGCGAGAGGCAAGUGUCUUGCGCACAAUCCUCGUUUCCGAGACUAACCUUCCGCAGGAGCUAUACACAACGCCAUAUAGGUUUAUCGACUGGCCAGCACAACGCAACAACAUCGCCCAGAUUGAUUUGUAUGCCCCUCAUACCGUGGCGCUGGAUAUUCUAAACACGCUGCUCAGCCUAACGGUGGAAUCCUGCACGAUCCCCGCUAUUCAAAGACGCGCACUUGAUAGGGUAUACGAGUUAAUCUGUAAGGAGGACGAGAAUACUUGUUAUCAAGACAUCGCGCCCAUGUCGAAAAUGAUGCAAAUGCCGUCCGGAAGCACGCGGAAAACUAGGGCCGAUUUCAUGUGGGUGCGACCAGAUGGGAUGUGCGUUCGAGGAACGAACGGGAGUCAACUUUGGGACACAGGCUUUGCGGCGCAAGCGGUUGUGGAGACCGGGCUAGCCGAUUUGGAGGAGAACAAAGCGUCGACGCUCAAUAUCCUCACAUGGAUAGUUGAUUCGCAGAUGACGGAGAAUCCGAAACACUACGAGUCCGCGUACAGACACUCGACGAAAGGAGCAUGGGGAUUCAGCACCAAGGAGCAGAAUUACACCCUCUCGGAUUGUACGGGCGAAGGCCUGAAGGCGGUUCUAUAUUUGCAGAACAAAUGGAGUGACUCCCCGAAACUGAUGUCUGAUCGACGAAUAUUUGAUUCUGUUGACCUCAUGAUCGGGUUGCAGAACAGUGAUGGUGGAUUCGCGAGCUAUGAGAAAAUCCGUGGGCCUCGCAUCUUGGAGGCGCUCAAUCCAUCGGAGGUGUUCGGCGACAUCAUGGUCGAGUUCAACUAUCCUGAAUGCACCACAUCAGUCAUCACCGCUCUGAGCGUGUUCCGUAAAUACUACCCCGAAUAUCGCAAACACGACAUCAGCCGUGUAGUAUCCAAAGCGAUCAACUUCUUGCACAAGGCACAACGGCCCGAAGGGGGUUGGUUUGGAUCAUGGGGCAUCUGCUUUACGUACGCCACGAUGUUCGCAUUGGAGAGCUUAGCCUUGGUCGGAGAGACCUAUGCAACAAGCGAAUCCGCUAGAAGGGCUUGUGAGUUCUUGCUUGACAAGCAGAUGGACGACGGCGGCUGGGGCGAGACAUACAAGUCUUGUGAAACCGAGAUAUAUCAUUGUCAUGAGCGCUCGCAGGUCGUGCAGACCUCUUGGGCAGCGUUGGCGCUCAUGUUCGCCCAGUAUCCUCGGCGUAAGCCUAUUGCGCGAGCGGUGAAACUUGUCAUGUCGCGGCAACUACCUGACGGUUCUUGGGAACAGGAAGCCAUUGAAGGCAUCUUCAACAAAACGUGUACGAUCACGUAUCCUAACUUCAAGCUUGUCUUUACAGUCUGGAUGCUUGGUCUCGCUCACAAGUACCUGCAACGAACUGAUCUAGAGUAA
Pleurotus ostreatus (oyster mushroom) is the source of this 2214-nucleotide messenger RNA. RefSeq names its product Lanosterol synthase (Oxidosqualene--lanosterol cyclase). The transcript has 12 exons. Gene Ontology annotation, molecular function: lanosterol synthase activity. Bases 1 to 2214 code for a protein of 737 amino acids. NCBI's taxonomy places the organism in Eukaryota, Fungi, Basidiomycota, Agaricomycetes, Agaricales, Pleurotaceae. Gene Ontology annotation, biological process: triterpenoid biosynthetic process; ergosterol biosynthetic process. Gene Ontology annotation, cellular component: lipid droplet. The record is from RefSeq and is a predicted model, not a curated record.